Messenger RNA from Benincasa hispida (wax gourd), 357 nucleotides. RefSeq lists its product as uncharacterized. The record is from RefSeq and is a predicted model, not a curated record. Lineage: Eukaryota; Viridiplantae; Streptophyta; Magnoliopsida; Cucurbitales; Cucurbitaceae.
AUGGCCAACAGUAGCACGCGUCCCAUGAAGGAGUAUGCAUCUCCUGUGUUGUAUGAUUUCUCACCCGGGAUCAUAUAUCCAACGCUAGAUGGGACAAGAUUUGAGAUGAAAUCUGUGAUGUUACAAAUGCUCCAAAUAGCUGGACAAUUUAGGGGUGCUCAGGGAGAAGACCCUCAUGCCCACAUGAAACGUUUCCUGGAAACGUGCAACUCAUUUGUGAUUCCUAGAAUCACCCCAGAAGCUAUCAGGCUAUCUUUAUUCCCAUAUUCUCUACGUGACAACGCAAAGAAAUUGGUAAGUUCUUUGGAGCCUGGUGAGAUCACAACCUGGGAAAAGUUGGUGGAGAAAUUCGUGUAG